Messenger RNA from Halichondria panicea, 1675 nucleotides. Its product is annotated as protein cereblon-like. The coding region runs from base 105 to 1424 and encodes 439 amino acids. Gene Ontology annotation, biological process: protein ubiquitination. Gene Ontology annotation, cellular component: Cul4A-RING E3 ubiquitin ligase complex. The record is from RefSeq and is a predicted model, not a curated record. The transcript has 13 exons. NCBI's taxonomy places the organism in Eukaryota, Metazoa, Porifera, Demospongiae, Suberitida, Halichondriidae.
AACGGUAGAGGGCGGCGCCCGACUAAUACUGACCGACCCAUAAUCCUUCUGCUCUGAUCGACAUAAUUAUUGUUUAAAAUUAUUUGUGUGAGAGUAGGCACACUAUGGACCUCAUGCGACAGUUGUUUGGUCGUGCUGGUGACAGUGGGGAAAGUGAUGAAGAUCAGCCCGUCAUGGAAGCAACCGGCAGCUCAGAAGAGAUGAAGACACACCUACUAUUGGAGAAGGCACUGCUAGUGAGGUUGCAGCUGUUGAUACUGGUGGGGAAAGCGGUGGAACGUUUGACAUUUCUCUACCUGCUCAGCAUCUGUACCUGGGAGAGAUGGAGGAAGAGGCCCCAGCCAAUAUGGAGGACGAGGAGACCACACCAACCAUGCCCCUUCUCUGUAUUCCAAACAGAGUGCUCUUCCCUGAAGAAACACUACCCAUGCAUAUCAACGACCCUCAUCCCCUCUCCACAGGUGAUUCAGAUGUUGAGAGACGCUAGCACUCGUAAGAAGACAGUGGCAGUGUGCACUGACUUGCACCUCGGGGACAGGCUAGGGGGGAUGAGACGACCCACACAGGACGAGUUGGCUGCUUUGGGGACCACUGCUGAGAUUGUGGCAUUCCGCGAGGAGGAGUCAGAAUACUAUUAUGGUCCAUGCUUUGUAGUCAGGCUCCUGGGGAAACAACGGUUUAGACUACUGAAGGUGGACAGGAGGGUGAAUGGGUUGCUUGAAGGGCAUGUAAAGAUCCUACCUGAAAUAGAGCUUCCCCCUCAUUCAAGUGAUGUAUACGCUUGCCCUGCCCACAUCCGUGACAGUUGCCAUGCAAAACAACUGAUCGCUAGGACACCAGGAUGUUCACUUCACACACGAGCACAGUUAGAGCUGUGUAUAAAUCGAUUGCAGAGUGUAAGGCUAUCUGGUUCUGUAUGCUCUGUUCCUACCUGGGUCUUCAGAUUUUAUGAUACCGAUCAUCUUCGUGAAGUUCUGAUGAAGGAACAGGAGUUGAAGACAUUUGUAAAAAGUGACAAGGCCUCCACAAGACUACCUGAAAACAUCAUUAGCUUGUCCUAUUGGUUGGCUCGCCGACUGCCUAUCAAUGAACCAAGUAAACUGCUCCUUCUCUCCAUCAACUGCCCCACUCAGAGAGUAAUCAAAGGUCUUCAGAUUCUUAAGGAAUUCACAAAGCUGCACUGUUCAAACUGUGACACUGAUCUGGGUCUGAAGGAGGACAUCUUCAGCAUGUCAGUAGACGGCCCUCUAGCUGCCUACGUCAACCCGGGGGGCUACGUCCAUGACACCCUCACUCUCACCAAGGCUGUCCACCUCAACGUACAAGGGGGGCCCUCCAGUGACCACUCUUGGUUUCCCGGAUCCAGAUCCUCCUGGCAGAAUCAUCUUUUUCUUGAGGGCCUGAUCCUGGAAGAAUCUUCUUGAGGUCCUGAUACCAAUGGACGAUUGUGAAUUGUGAGACGUGCAAGGCACACAAGGGAUGGUGUUUUGAGGCCACACGCAAGAAACUGAAACCAGUCAAGUUCUUCGGACUCACCAGAUCAGGACUGGUCAUGCGGUCGAAAGACAACUUUGACGUACAAUAACAAGAUAAAGAUCCCUUCGUUAUUAUAACUAGCUGUAACUGUAAUAAUUGUCAAUAUGACUUAAUGCCAGUAUUAUCUUGUUUUUCUUCA